This is a messenger RNA of Macrosteles quadrilineatus (aster leafhopper), 3797 nucleotides long. Its product is annotated as beta-alanine transporter-like. The record is from RefSeq and is a predicted model, not a curated record. Gene Ontology annotation, molecular function: transmembrane transporter activity. Gene Ontology annotation, biological process: transmembrane transport. The coding region runs from base 13 to 1842 and encodes 609 amino acids. The transcript is spliced from 12 exons. Gene Ontology annotation, cellular component: membrane. NCBI's taxonomy places the organism in Eukaryota, Metazoa, Arthropoda, Insecta, Hemiptera, Cicadellidae.
CCUCCCAGACGGAUGGACCUGGACGAGAUCCUCCCGGAUGUAGGACAGUUUGGGGCAUACCAAAAGCUGUUGUUGUACUUUGUACUAUUACCUUGUGUGUUGCCAUGUGGCUUCCACGCGUACAAUCAGCUGUUUAUGGCCGCGGCUCCCCAGCACUGGUGUCGUGUCCCGGAGUUAGACCAUUUGGACCCUUUCGUCGCCCGGAACCUCAGUAUUCCUGCGGAGUGGAAAGAAGGCGAGCCAGUAUUCAGUCAUUGUACAAUGUACGUGCGAAACUACAGUGAGCUGCGAUCACUACCUUCCAGUCAACACACUCUAGUGGACACAAACGUCACUAGCUGUAAACAUGGCUGGACGUUUGACUACUCCCAGUACGCCACUACUGUAGUGACAGAGUGGGACAUGGUGUGCCAAAAAGACUUUUAUAGCACUUUAGCACUAGUUUUGUUAGGAGCUGGGGGCCUUAUUGGGAACUAUAUAUUUGGAUAUCUGCAAGACAGUUUAGGUCGGAGGCCUUCAUUUUUCAUUUACCUAUUUAUAGAAUGUUUCUUCGGAAUCGCCACCGCCUUCGCUCAAGACUUCGCCACCUGGACGUUUUUUAGAGUCGGGGUAGGCUUUACAGUUCCUGCUAUUUUGGGCACACCAUACGUCUUAGCUAUAGAGCUAGUAGGACCGAAGCAUCGCACUGUUUGUACCAUCCUCACCAACAUAGCCUACUCUCUAGGACUAGUAGCUUUAGCAGCUGUAGUUUAUCUCAUAAGAGACUGGAGACAGCUUGCUCUGGCCACGUCUGUGCCUUUUCUAUCAUUCUUCCUCUACUGGUGGGUUCUGCCAGAGUCCCCCCGCUGGCUCCUGGCGAGAGGAAGGUUCGAGGAAGCGGAAAAGAUACUAAAAAAGAUGGUCAGAGUUAACGGGAAGUCUCUCCCGGCCAAUUAUAUGGUCCACCUUAAGAGAAAAUAUCAAGUAGAAAGAUACAUGCAACAGAAAGACAGCGACAAGGAUCAUAAUAGAAGAUAUGGUGUAAUGGAUCUUCUCAGAACACCAAACCUCAGGAGGAAAACUCUCAUCAUCACCUUCAUAUGGUUUACAAACACCUCGGUAUAUGUUGGCCUUUCCUACUACGCACCAGCUCUGGGUGGUGACGAGUUCCUCAACUUCUUCUUGGCCGGUGCUGUAGAACUGCCUACAUACAUAGUGCUGUGGCCAGCCAUGGAAUGCGCUGGUCGACGAUGGACCUUGUGUGUAAGCAUGGUUAUAGGAGGUCUAGCCUGCCUUGGGACUCUACUGGUUCAGCAGAGUCCAACAUGGACUCUAGCCCUGUAUUGUGUGGGCAAGAUGGGUAUUUCAUCCUCCUAUGUGGUGCUACCCCUGGUGGCAUCAGAGCUCUACCCCACAGUAGUCAGAGGGUUGGGAAUGAGUUUUAGCAGUGUAGCGGGGAUGGUGGGGCCAGUACUCAUACCCAUCGUCAACUACCUCGGGUCGGAAAUGCUGAUUCUGCCUCUUCUGAUCAUGGGAGCUCUCCUCGUCUCUGGAGGACUGAUAAGUCUUCUGUUACCAGAGACGCUACAUCGUCAUCUGCCCCAGACACUUGAAGACGGUGAAGAAUUCGGUGGAACUUUAAUUGGUUGUUGUCCUAGCUACAAAGUUGGCGAUGUAGACAAACAUGGAAAACCUCCUCCAACUAUAGUUCCUGAAUCACCAAUUAAAAGCUUGCUGACAGCUGUUCCAAAGGAAACGCCACUUUCUACCCCAGUGGCUACUGAUGGGACGUCAUCUACUGAUGUAACUUCGGACACUACCUUGUCAGUGCAGGAGCAUACAAUGAGAGUCACUGUAGUUUGACAUUCUCUAGGCAUCCACCCUUUUACAUACACUAACUACAUCUAACUACUACACACGAGCAUUUACGUUGUUUGUCAAUCCUUCUGGACCAACGUAACUUCAUAAACUAUCAAGCUAGACCUUAACUAUGUCUAAUUACAGACAUACGUCUACUUAACUGAACAAACAUUCUGAACCAACGUAGCUAAAUGAACUAUUAAGCCAAACCUUUACUAUACCCAAAUACAGACAUACAUCUACUGACCAAACAUUCAGAACCAACGUAACUUCAUGAACUACCAAGCCAGACCUUCACUAUACCCAAUUACAGACAUACAUCUACUGACCAAACAUGCUGAACCAACGUAACUUCAUGAACUACCAAGCCAGACCUUAACUAUAUCCAAUUACAGACAUACGUCUACUUAACUGACAAAACCUUCUGAGCAAACGUAACUUCAUGAACUAUCAAGCCAGUCCUUAACUAUAUCCAAUUACAGACAUACUUUUACUUAACUGACAAAACCUUCUGAACCAACGUAACUUCAUGAACUAUCAAGCCAGAUCUUACCUAUAUCCAAUUACAGACAUACGCCUACUUAACUGACCAAACCUUCUGAACCACGUAACGUCAUGAACUAUCAAGCCAGACCUUAACUAUAUACAAUUACAGACAUACGUUUACUUAACUGACAAGACCUUCUGAACCAACGUAACUUCAUGAACUAUCAAGCCAGUCCUUAACUAUAUCCAAUUACAGAUAUACGUUUACUUAACUGACCAAACCUUCUGAACCAACGUAACUUCAUGAACUAUCAAGCCAUACCUUAACUAUAUCCAAUUACAGACAUACAUCUACUGACCAAACAUGCUGAACCAACGUAACUUCAUGAACUAUCAAGCAAGACCCUAACUAUGUCCAAUUACAGACAUACGUUUACUUAACUGACAAAACCUUCUGAACCAACGUAACUUCAUGAACUAUCAAGCCAGAUCUUACCUAUAUCCAAUUACAGACAUACGCCUACUUAACUGACCAAACCUUCUGAACCAACGUAACUUCAUGAACUAUCAAGCAAGACCCUAACUAUGUCCAAUUACAGACAUACGUCUACUUAACUGGCAAAACCUUCUGAACCAACGUAACUUCAUGAACUAUCAAGCCAGGCCCUAACUAUAUCCAAUUACAGACAUACGUCUACUUAACUGACCAAUCCUUCCGUACCAACGUAGCUUCAGGUUACGAAGAAUCCCAAACCAUGUGAUUACAGUCAGAUGUUUCCUUCUAGUUGGCCAAACGUCUUGUACCAAAGUAACUUAAAAUAUUAUCACGAUAGACUCUAACUACACUUAACUAAAUAUAGACAACUACCUCUUUGGCAAAAUCAUAGGACAUCAUCAUGUCAGUGCAAAAACUCACGUUAAAAUUACUAUAGUCUUGAUCAGUUUUAAGACUGGCUUACGACGCGCUAUCACAUUUUUGCCGGUCGUUGAGUACCCACAUAAUAUGUUAAGCUUGUACCGAUGUAAAAAAUUUGUUUUAUAAAUCUGUUAAUAUUCUCCCUUUGUUAGGAUUAUUCAUUUAAAAACAAAGGGGUACCUCUAAUGUUAGUGGAGAAGAAUAUAGUUAUAAAAUAAUAAAUGUUUAUUAAAAUCAAUAUUUUUUUUCAAAAAUCUUAAGAAAACGUUUAUGUCAAGAAACUUUAUUUACCGGUAUAUUUAUCUAAAGGCGUAAGAAAUUAUGGUUUUAAAAUUAUGUUAGUUUUUAAGUACAUAAGAAUUUUUUACAUACUUUCUUACCUUUUUACUGUUUUCCAGAUGGUAUGUGACCAAAUAAGUAAGUCUUAUUUAUUUUUAUUCAAUAUCAAAUUGUGUGAGAUUGCAAGAAGUAAUUCGUCAAAACUUUAGUUUAUAACUUUCACCUCGUGCCUUUGAAUAUUUUGUAUAAGAUUAUUACGUGUUUUCAAUAAAUGUAU